This is a messenger RNA of Olea europaea var. sylvestris, 1537 nucleotides long. RefSeq names its product RNA-binding KH domain-containing protein RCF3-like. The coding region runs from base 152 to 1537 and encodes 461 amino acids. The record is from RefSeq and is a predicted model, not a curated record. Gene Ontology annotation, cellular component: cytoplasm; nucleus. Gene Ontology annotation, biological process: regulation of gene expression. Lineage: Eukaryota; Viridiplantae; Streptophyta; Magnoliopsida; Lamiales; Oleaceae. The transcript is spliced from 4 exons. Gene Ontology annotation, molecular function: mRNA binding.
UACAUUAGGUUGGCCAUCCUAACUCAAUUCCCCUAUUUGAAAAUAGGAGGAAGCGGAACCGGAGAGAAAACCUCAUCUUUGACUGCAAUACGUUCCGACUCUACUGUACGGUGCACACUCUCCUCUCUAGUUACUACCAGUACCAUUUUUAAUGGAUGCGCCGUUUAUUCCAAAGCGACAGUACGAUCCGGCCACCGAACCUUUCAGCCCAUCGGCAAAACGCCGCCACCAACCGCCGCCAGCAUCCUCCUCAACACCUCCGCCCUCAAUCUCCCACCGUCCGCCUCCGAAUUUAAAAAUCUCCGCCAACGAAACCCUGUUCCGCAUCCUCUGCCCUGCUAACAGGACCGGAAGCGUCAUCGGGAAAGGCGGAGCUGUCGUCCGCCAAAUCACGGAUGAGACCGGAGCCAGGAUCCGUAUCGAUGAUGCCCCUCCUCACUUCCAAGAGCGUGUUAUUGUAGUUAUCGCUGACUCGACUAAGAAAGAUAAUUCAGAUAAUAGUAAUUCGAGUUUAAAUAAUGAGGAAGAGGGAUUGCAUUCAGCCGCACAGGUUGCGUUGGUUAAGGUGUUCGAGAAGAUUAUAAAAGUGGAUGGAGAGGGUAGAGAGGAAGGGGCUGAUGUAAAUGUAGGUGGGGGAGUGGUAUCUUGUAGGCUGUUGGCUCCGAUUAUGCAGGUUGGGUUUGUUUUGGGGAGAGGAGGGAUGAAUUUGGAGAGAAUUAGGCACGAAACUGGAGCUCUGGUCAAGGUUUUGCCGAGAGAUCAAAUGCCACCAUGCGCAUGUCCAGGGGAUGAGUUGAUUGAGAUAAGUGGAACCUUUUCAGCUGCAAGGAAAACCUUGUUGUCAAUUUCUGGUUGUCUUCAGGAUAACCCCAUGGCUGAUGCAUCCAGCCCCACUAUUCCGAACUCCUCUGGUGUGGGACUUCAUGGAAAUGGUAUGCGUCCACAUAUGAGCCCUUUUCCUCAACAGUGUUAUGCACCUGGUCAUCAAAGUGUGGAUAAUGGCAUGAACAAUAGGAUUUACUUUGAAGAUGAGGUGGUUUUUAAGUUGUUGUGUCAAGUUGACAAAGUGGGGAAUUUAAUAGGAAAAGGUGGCACAAUAGUACGUGCGCUGCAGGCAGAAACUGGUGCAUCUAUCAAGAUUGCUGAAGCAGCAGCUUCCGAUUCUGAUGAGAAAGUUGUCGUAAUAUCUGCACGAGAGAACUCUGAACAAAGUCGUUCUCCUGCACAAGAUGCUGUUAUUCGUGUACAUGGAAGGAUUGCUGAGAUUGGAUUUGAACCUGGUGUUGCAGUUGUUGCUAGGCUUCUGGUUCAUUCCAAUCAGAUCGGUUUUCUCUUUGGUAAUGGUGGAGCUUUCAUUGCUGAAAUAAGGAGAAUGACUGGUGCAAGUAUUUGCAUAUUUCCCAAGGAACAAGUUCUUAAGUAUGGUUCCCCUAAUGAAGAAGUUGUACAGUUUCUGUUCCACAUUGGAAUCAAUUCUAUUAAGUCAUCGUCUCAGAAGAGAAUUCAACUGACUUGGUUAGGGAAUUUGAACGGUUAA